Messenger RNA from Andrographis paniculata, 1306 nucleotides. RefSeq lists its product as uncharacterized. Bases 16 to 1137 code for a protein of 373 amino acids. Gene Ontology annotation, cellular component: chloroplast. Lineage: Eukaryota; Viridiplantae; Streptophyta; Magnoliopsida; Lamiales; Acanthaceae. The record is from RefSeq and is a predicted model, not a curated record. Gene Ontology annotation, molecular function: hydrolase activity, acting on ester bonds. The transcript is spliced from 7 exons.
UAUAUAUAUAUAUAUAUGUGGAGAGACAAAAUACUGGACGACAGGCCUAAAAAGUUUCGCACACAAUCCACGUUCGAAGAGCAGGACUGGAAGGAUUCAUGCCAUCAUGUCUCCGGCAGAGUGAAGGCCACACCAAAUCAUUUGCCACCACAUAAUUCCGCCAUCGGUAACUGCCUCCCAUUCAGCCCCCGGCGGCAGAUGGCGGCGCUCUUCGCAUGCUCCGCCCCACUUCCUCCACUACCCUCCGCCCGACGUCGCUGUGCUCUGUUUAGGACUCAUUCGGUUUCUUCUCAAAAUUCCACUUCCGCCGCUCGCCGCCCUGCCGUCAUUCUUCCGGGAUUGGGGAAUAAUACAAAUGACUACCAGAAGUUAGCCCUAAUUUUGAGCGAUUAUGGCGUGCCGACGGUGAUUGCGAAGGUCUCGAGAAUUGAUUGGCUGAGAAAUGCUGCUGGAUUGCUGGACUCGAAUUAUUGGCGAGGGUCGCUCCGCCCUCGACCAGUUCUCGAUUGGUAUCUUAAGAGGGUUGAAGCAGCUGUUAAUGAGGCCAAGGAGUUGGCUCAAGGUUCAACCUUAUCUUUGGUUGGGCACUCGGCCGGAGGAUGGCUUGCUCGUGUUUACAUGCAAGAAUUCGGGAUUUCAGAUGUUUCCCUGCUGCUCACGCUAGGAACCCCACACCUUGCACCACCUAAAGGUGUAUCAGGAGUCAUCGACCAGACGAGGGGCCUUCUUGAUUACAUCGAAAAGAAUUGUGCUAAAGCUGUCUACACUCCAGAACUAAGAUUCGUAUGCAUUGCAGGGAGGUACAUACAAGGGGCUCGUUUACUGAGCAGCGGCAACACAACCAUUAUGUCUGAAAUCGAUCAGCCGGUCGAGGAAAUGGCCGGAAUUGUUGCAUCAGCGUCACCACCAACUACUUUUGAAGCUCGAUUUGUCGGGCAGGGGUAUAAGCAGGUUUGCGGACAGGCGGAUGUCUGGGGCGACGGAGUGGUGCCGGAGAUGUCUGCACAUCUAGAAGGUGCCCUGAACAUAAGGCUGGAUGGAGUUUACCACUCUCCCAUUGGAGCAGAUGAUGAAACAAGGCCAUGGUAUGGAUCUCCUGCCAUUGUUGAUCAAUGGAUACAUCACCUGCUUCACUAACACCAUAAUAGUUACGGGUACCAAAUUUUUUGUUGUUAUUUAAAUUUAUUUUCGUUUUUUUUUUCAGUAAAAAUAUAUUAUUUUUAACCUUAAAAAGUAAAAAAUUUAUAUAUUUAUUAUUAUUAUUUUUUUAAAUAUGUGUUCGAUCAAACGAACACACAAUUUGAUG